Messenger RNA from Molossus molossus (Pallas's mastiff bat), 4543 nucleotides. RefSeq names its product glutamate metabotropic receptor 1 (gene GRM1). The transcript is spliced from 10 exons. Gene Ontology annotation, biological process: G protein-coupled glutamate receptor signaling pathway; regulation of synaptic transmission, glutamatergic. The coding region runs from base 432 to 3152 and encodes 906 amino acids. Gene Ontology annotation, molecular function: adenylate cyclase inhibiting G protein-coupled glutamate receptor activity; G protein-coupled receptor activity involved in regulation of postsynaptic membrane potential. Gene Ontology annotation, cellular component: postsynaptic density membrane. The record is from RefSeq and is a predicted model, not a curated record. NCBI's taxonomy places the organism in Eukaryota, Metazoa, Chordata, Mammalia, Chiroptera, Molossidae.
AGAGCUGAGGCGUCUGCUAACCGAGCGUGGCUGCGGUCCUCCGGUCUGGGGACCACAGCGCUGUGUACCCGGACUCAGGUACGUCUCAAGUCCAAAUUCUCCAAGCAUACUCAGCGUCCAGCUCACCGCUGCCACACGACGUCCGCUGUAGCCUUGAUCAGUUUACCUCGGUGCACAGGUGAAGAAAGGGGACUCGAAGCCUCCUGGAAACGCCUCCUGGGAGUGGAGGUGGUUGUGGAGGAUCAGGAGCAGGAGACGGAGGGGAAGGUGUCGGUAGUGCAGGCGGCGAAAACAUUUGAAGAGCGGCGCUGGCGAGCGGGACCCAGCCGGGAGAGGCAGGCGUGGGGCGUCCCGCGGUGCGCGCCCCGAGCUGGCAGCCGGGACCAGCGUGGGGACGUGGCUGGUCAGCUGUGGACCGCCUCCCCAUCACAAUGGUCCGGCUCCUGUUGGUUUUCUUCCCAGCGAUCUUUAUGGAGAUGUCUCUUCUCCCCAGAAGCCCUGGCAGGAAAGUGUUGCUGGCUGGAGCCUCAUCUCAGCGCUCGGUGGCCAGAAUGGACGGAGAUGUCAUCAUUGGGGCCCUCUUCUCAGUCCACCACCAGCCUCCGGCCGACAAGGUGCCCGAGAGGAAGUGUGGGGAGAUCAGGGAGCAGUAUGGCAUCCAGAGGGUGGAGGCCAUGUUCCACACGUUGGAUAAGAUCAACGCGGACCCGGUCCUCCUGCCCAACAUCACCCUGGGCAGUGAGAUCCGGGACUCCUGCUGGCACUCCUCCGUGGCUCUGGAGCAGAGCAUUGAGUUCAUCAGGGACUCUCUGAUAUCCAUUAGAGAUGAGAAGGAUGGACUCAACCGGUGCGUGCCUGACGGGCAGUCCCUCCCCCCAGGCAGGACUAAGAAGCCCAUUGCGGGCGUGAUCGGUCCGGGCUCCAGCUCCGUAGCCAUUCAAGUGCAGAACCUGCUCCAGCUCUUCGACAUCCCCCAGAUCGCAUAUUCCGCCACAAGUAUCGACCUGAGUGACAAAACUUUGUACAAAUACUUCCUGAGGGUGGUCCCUUCUGACACUUUGCAGGCAAGGGCGAUGCUUGAUAUAGUCAAGCGUUACAAUUGGACCUAUGUCUCUGCAGUCCACACAGAAGGGAAUUAUGGGGAGAGCGGCAUGGAUGCUUUCAAAGAGCUGGCUGCCCAGGAAGGCCUCUGCAUCGCCCACUCGGACAAAAUCUACAGCAACGCUGGAGAGAAGAGCUUCGACCGACUGCUGCGCAAGCUCCGGGAGCGGCUGCCCAAGGCCAGGGUGGUGGUCUGCUUCUGCGAAGGCAUGACGGUCCGCGGCCUGCUGAGCGCCAUGCGGCGCCUGGGCGUGGUGGGGGAGUUCUCCCUCAUCGGAAGUGAUGGAUGGGCAGACAGAGAUGAAGUCAUUGAAGGUUAUGAGGUGGAAGCCAACGGGGGAAUCACGAUAAAGCUGCAGUCUCCAGAGGUCAGGUCAUUUGAUGAUUAUUUCCUGAAACUAAGACUGGACACUAAUACAAGGAAUCCCUGGUUCCCUGAGUUCUGGCAACACCGGUUCCAGUGCCGCCUCCCAGGACACCUUCUGGAAAAUCCCAACUUUAAAAGAAUCUGCACAGGCAAUGAAAGCUUAGAAGAAAACUAUGUCCAGGACAGUAAGAUGGGCUUUGUCAUCAAUGCCAUCUAUGCCAUGGCACACGGGCUGCAGAAUAUGCACCAUGCCCUCUGCCCUGGCCACGUGGGACUCUGCGACGCCAUGAAGCCUAUUGAUGGCAGAAAACUCCUGGACUUCCUCAUCAAGUCCACGUUUGUUGGUGUGUCUGGAGAGGAAGUGUGGUUUGAUGAGAAAGGGGAUGCUCCUGGAAGGUAUGAUAUCAUGAAUCUGCAGUACACGGAAGCCAAUCGCUAUGACUAUGUACAAGUGGGGACCUGGCACGAAGGGGUGCUGAACAUCGAUGACUACAAAAUCCAGAUGAACAAGAGUGGAAUGGUGCGGUCCGUGUGCAGCGAACCUUGCCUGAAAGGUCAGAUUAAGGUCAUACGGAAAGGAGAAGUGAGUUGCUGCUGGAUCUGCACUGCCUGUAAAGAGAAUGAAUACGUGCAAGAUGAGUUCACCUGCAAAGCUUGUGACUUGGGGUGGUGGCCCAAUGAAGAUCUCACAGGCUGCGAACCCAUUCCUGUCCGCUAUCUUGAGUGGAGCAAUAUCGAGUCCAUCAUAGCCAUCGCCUUCUCUUGCCUGGGCAUCCUCGUUACCUUGUUUGUCACUCUCAUCUUCGUGCUGUACCGGGACACCCCGGUGGUCAAGUCUUCCAGCCGAGAGCUCUGCUACAUCAUCCUCGCUGGCAUCUUCCUGGGUUACGUGUGCCCUUUCACUCUCAUCGCCAAACCUACCACCACAUCCUGCUACCUCCAGCGCCUCCUGGUGGGCCUCUCCUCUGCCAUGUGCUACUCGGCUCUAGUGACCAAAACCAACCGCAUCGCGCGCAUUCUGGCUGGCAGCAAGAAGAAGAUCUGCACGCGGAAGCCCAGAUUCAUGAGCGCCUGGGCCCAGGUGAUCAUCGCCUCCAUUCUGAUUAGCGUGCAGCUAACCCUGGUGGUGACCUUGAUCAUCAUGGAGCCCCCCAUGCCCAUUCUGUCGUACCCAAGUAUCAAGGAAGUCUACCUUAUCUGCAAUACCAGCAACCUGGGUGUAGUGGCCCCUGUGGGCUACAAUGGACUCCUCAUCAUGAGCUGUACCUACUAUGCCUUCAAGACCCGCAACGUGCCCGCCAACUUCAAUGAGGCCAAAUACAUCGCCUUCACCAUGUACACCACCUGCAUCAUCUGGCUGGCUUUUGUGCCCAUUUACUUUGGGAGCAACUACAAGAUCAUCACGACCUGCUUUGCAGUGAGCCUCAGUGUCACAGUGGCCCUGGGGUGCAUGUUCACUCCCAAGAUGUACAUCAUCAUUGCCAAGCCCGAGAGGAACGUCCGCAGUGCCUUCACCACCUCUGAUGUCGUCCGCAUGCAUGUCGGCGACGGCAAGCUGCCCUGCCGCUCCAACACCUUCCUCAACAUUUUCCGAAGAAAGAAACCAGGGGCAGGGAAUGCCAAGAAGAGGCAGCCAGAAUUCUCGCCCACCAGCCAGUGUCCGUCGGCACAUGUGCAGCUUUGAAAACCCCCACACUGCAGUGAAUGUUUCUAAUGGCAAGUCUGUGUCAUGGUCUGAACCAGGUGGAAGACAGGUGCCCAAGGGACAGCACAUGUGGCACCGCCUCUCUGUGCACGUGAAGACCAAUGAGACGGCCUGCAACCAAACAGCCGUCAUCAAGCCCCUCACUAAAAGUUACCAAGGCUCUGGCAAGAGCCUGACCUUUUCAGAUACCAGCACCAAGACCCUUUACAACGUGGAGGAGGAUGCCCAGCCGGUUGGCUUCAGCCCUCCCAGCAGUCCUUCUAUGGUGGUGCACAGACGCGCGCCAACGGCGGUGAGCACCCCACCUCUGCUGCCCCACCUGACUGCGGAGGACACCCCCCUGUUCCUGGCUGACCCCACCAUCCCCAAGGGCUUGCCCCCUCCCCUCCAGCAGCCGCAGCCGCAGAAAUCUUUGCUGGACCAACUACAGGGAGUGGUCAACAAUUUCAGCACCGGGAUCCCGGAUUUCAACGCGGUGCUCGCAGUCCCCGGGGGUCCAGGAAACGGGGUGCGGUCCCUGUACCCGCCUCCGACGCCCCCCCAGCACCUGCAAAUGCUCCCGCUGCAGCUGAGCACCCCGGGGGAGGAGCCUGCCUCCCCCGGGGCGGAGGAUGAGGACGACAGCGAGAGGUUCAAGCUCCUCCAGGAGUAUCUGUACGAGCGGGAGGGGAACACGGAGGAAGACGAACUGGAGGAGGAGGGGGAGGACCCGCUGGCGGCCAGCAAACCCACCCCGGAGGACUCGCCAGCCCUGACGCCUCCGUCGCCUUUCCGCGACUCCGUGGCGUCGGGCAGCUCGGUGCCCAGCUCCCCGGUGUCCGAGUCGGUGCUCUGCACCCCUCCCAACGUGACCUACGCCUCCGUCAUUCUGAGGGACUACAAGCAAAGCUCUUCCACCCUGUAGGGGAGGAGGCGUCCGCAUGGAAGAACAGAAGGCAGUGAGCCCGGCCUGCGGGACGUGCAGAAGGCAGGGGAGCCUGGGCGUGGACGGGGCGUCCGAAGGGGAGGGGAGGCUGGGCCGCCGAAAGUGGGGCCCAGCAAGGAAUGACCCAGGCCAGGAUUCUCAUUCUUGAAUUAUUUAAAGCCUCCUCUGGGAAGAAAAGGAAUUCUGACAAAGCACAAUCCCGUGUAGUAUGAACUUUUAUCAUAAAAAUAAAUCAGUAAAAUAAAAUCGACAAAAACAACCUCCCUUUUUUGCCCAAGUGCUGCCCAAAUACACUGGGACGGUUUGCAAAGGGGCAGCACCUGAGGCCAGUGGAGGUGAAUUAGGAGUACCCCUCAUGAUGGCCCUGGUGAGCCUGGCGGAGCCAGACGAGCAGGUGGGUGGCGGAGGGGCGGGCAUGGAACCACCAGAGAGCCGAGGAGGGGAC